GCCAUUCUGCUAGCAUAUUCGAUCGCAUGGUCCCAGGACAAGCUGCUGGAACGGGCCCGUGUAUCUGUCGGCAAUCUACCUCGUUCUCGGCACACUGCGUACAUCUGUAAAAUCACCUACCCGUUUUUGAAUUUUCAAAUGACUUCACCGAAAGGGUGACAACUAUGACGAUUCAUCUGAGUUUUAGUUGACUCUCUGAGACCAAAUUUAAAAGUGAGUGAUAUAUUUUUUUAGUUUUGUAAAAGACAACCGGAGUGGAGAUGGGAGGGUGUGGAUCCAAGAAGGCGAAUAAAAAGGAACUGUUGUUGGAGAGUAUUGAGGCGCACGAAAAGGGAAUUAAUUGUAUGGCCCUCAGUGAGGAUGGAUCCGUCUUGGCAACAGGAAGUGAAGAUAAAUCGCUACGUCUUUGGUGCACUAAAACUAGCCAGUGCGAGUGUAUUGGGACAUUACGAGGGCAUGAAGAUUACAUCACGUGUAUUCUGAUCGAGGACUGUUACGUACUGACCGGAAGUGCUGACAAAACACUUCGAAAAUGGGAUGUAAGUACUUUGGAAUGCGUUUUGGUCUGCCGCGGACAUACCUCGGUCAUAUACCGUAUGAUCUGCACCGGGGACUUUAUUUUCACGAGUUCGUACGACAGAACAGCCAGGUGCUGGGAUUUCGACAAUGGGGAGUGUUUGCGAGUUUUCAGGGGACACAAACGAGGAGUAUACCCCCUUAUAUUCAUACCAGCAGACGACGAAGACAUGGACGAUGACGUUGAUCCGGACGGAAGUAAGGACAUUCUAAUAACCGGAUCCGCUGACUGUACAGCCAGAUCCUGGAAUUUUGAAACAGGACAGUGUCUGAAGGUGUUCAAAGGAAAGGACCGUGACGGCAACAACGUGGGACACACUGGGGCAAUAACCUGCAUGGCUACGGAUGCACUCGGGAGAAUUCUAUUCACGGGGGGUACGGAUAAUACAGUCAGAAGUUGGAACCUGCUGCGCGGAGAACAGCUGAAAGUGUUCUCUGGUCACACAGGUUCCGUCAUAUGCAUGCAGAUUGUGAACAAGAUAAUGUACACUGGAAGUUCGGACCAUACUGCACGUGCAUGGGUGACCGAAUUUGGUGACUGCACCAGGAUUUUCAAGGGUCACAAACAUACAGUCAGUGUCAUUAAGGUCAAGGAAGGACUAGUUUACACUGCAUGCGGGGAUGCAUGUGCAAGGGUUUUUGAUGCAAAAUCUGGAACUUUGAAACGAGAGUUCAAAGGUCACAAUAACACCGUGACAGCUAUACAGGUGGUGGGCGGGAAACUGUUCACCGGUUCCUAUGAUGGGUUCCUGAAAGUCUGGGACUCCACGGGAAUCAAAGAUGAUACAACGUUUGGUAAGGAAGAAAACAAGGACAAGAAAGAGAAAGAAGAAAAACAACAGAAGGUGGAUAGCAAUCAAAACGGGAUCGACAACAAGAUCAUGAUUGAUUGAGAUGGGGACUGUCCAGGCUGCAAUCACACCGAAUAAAGACAAAUGUACUAUUUAUUGACAUACGUUGUCGUUAAAUCUUAUUCAGCUGAAUAGAAUGUAUAUACUGGAUGUAAUAUACAUGUACGUUGUAUACUUAGCAUCUGUUAUAUAUUGUAUUUAUAAUGAUGUACAUUCUGCGUGGUCUUUCGGAAUACAGGUACUUGUGACCACGGCGUUCGGAUGAUGUCUUGUAGAGCAUAACUUUUUACAUAUGAGUGAACAUCGUAGAAUCGUGUCCACUCUCUGGGUUGUUUUAAAGGUGUUGCAACUUAAAUUAUUUUUCAAUGCAUGUAUUGAGAAAAAUACUGAAUUGAAGUUUUGAUAACCAAGAAUUCAUCUUCAGUAUGAGAAUACGUUGUUUUUAUCGUACAAUAAUACUUUGUUGACGAAUUUAGACUAGCUUUUGUUGUGAGACAUCAUUCGUAGAAAGUCUGUCUUGAUAUGUGCAAUGACCCCGAUUGAUAGGCGCAGUGACCACGAUUGAUAGGUGCAGUGACCUUGCGUACCAGUUUCAUCAAUAAUGAACUAAUCGCAUAACUAUGAUUUACUACUUGUUGCACACAAUGUCAAACAUUUGUUACUACGUAUUGUAGCACUAAAUUAGUUUUCCUCGUUUUUAUAUGUAUGGUAAAUUGUUAUUCUGUCUUUAAAUCAGCUUUUGUAAUUCCAUAUUUCACUUAAUUAUCAUUACAGCCGUCCAUUUUAUUGUAUUUUGUCAACAACAUUUAAGAAACGUUCAGUUUUAAACGAAUUUGCAUUUGAUUCUGAUAUUUAUUAUUUUUUUUAAAUUAUAUUUUUGCAAACAUUUGUAAAUUGCUGAAGAAUAGAAUAAGUUAAAAACUGCUGUUUAUCUAUUUUUUGAUACAUUUGUUUAAAUUUUCGUAUUAAGAUUAAAAGUUAUUUAUUUACCAAUCUUCAACAUAUCAAUACAGCCGUCCUUUUAAAAAAUAUUUUCUUUAAAAAAGUAUAUUGAAAACUGUGUGUUGUCUUUUACUUGUUUUAAGUAGCAGCUAAAUACAGCGUUUAAUGUUUAUAGUAGAGUCUCAUUUGUGUAUGUACAUGUAAGCUGUAUUUUUAUAAGUAGUUUGUACAUGAAGUGUUUUUCUGAUAGGCUAUUUGACAAUUCAUACAGUGAUUUCUUACAUAUACAUGUAGUGGCCUUUCCGUUUAUGGUUUGGAAAUUCCAGCUGUUUUUGUGACUAUGUAAAUGAAAUGUGCUAACUAACCCAAGCAAUAUAAUGAUUCAUUCUUUUACUCCUACCACAAUUAAGCUCACAUCCAAUAAAAAAGAAAAUACGUGCAUAUGUAUGAGGUCAGUAAACGCAUGAUCCUACGCUGUUUAGAUCACUGCCAUUUACCCUAUCGACGAUAAACAUUAUUGUUUACCACCAUAUACACUGAAAGUUAAUUGAAGUAACAUUUAGUAGAAAUCAAAGUAACCAAUUCUAUUGUAAUUAGAAUGAAGUCAAUGCCGUAUUUCAGCUAUAAAAGAAAUUUUAAAAUCCAUGAAUAAAGCUCUUGAAAAAUGACAUUCUUAAAGACUAGUUUUUUUUUUAAAAAUAUGAAUGUAUUCUUAAAAGAAUACUAAUGAUUAUGGCGUGGUUUGCAUACAUUAAAGGCCCCCAAUCAACGUAUUGAACGUUCAUGAAAUGGUGCAUGAAGAAAAUGGCCUUUUUGCACGAAACGCUCUAUUCAUAACUUAAUUAUAACUGCUCGUAUUGUAAUAAAAACCUUUCAGUUAGCAAGAAUUAUUGUGAAGCUUUUGUUUAAUGUAAAGAAAAUUCAUAUGGGAAAUUCAGAGAUGUGGCGAUAUUGUAAUAUUCUUGUAUCAACUGCAGGAUAUAUUUUUCCUGAUUAAAAUGCACAAAUACAUUUAUCAAAUACCCUUUAUUGAUACACUUUGCGUCAUAUUACAUCUCGAUGCCUACAUUUCACCCGAAUAUUUGUAAAUAGUUUGAAAUUAAAGUUCUUCAAACCGAAAAUUAACCUGUAUACAUUUUUUGUUUGUUAAAUAAAUACACGUUUAAGAAUUUUUCAUUGAUAAAUCUAACCCCCCCCCCCCUAAAAUACUAGUCCGUAACAAAAGGUUUCUUGAUGAAGUUAAAUCAGUCAUGUUUAUUAGAUAAAAGUAAACAACCAGAUAUUUAAUGAAUGGUGUUUAACAUGUUUUGCAUGUAAUUGUUCGAAGACUUAUCCGUCAGCUUUUUAAGCCACCGUAAGUAUCUUUACUUACAUGUACCAAAUGUGAAACAUUUAAGUAUGUAGACUAACAUUAGAAUGGACAGAAAAUUAUCAUUAUAUAUAUAUAUAUAUAUAUAUAUAUAUAUAUAUAUAUAUAUAUGAAAUGUACUUUCUGGGAGUAUACAUUUCCUGCAAUAUACAUGUAAUGCUACAAACUUGUUCACUAUGAAAAGUAGAAAGUCGAAACGGAAAGUAACAACGAUUGCUGAAGUCCACAAUCGUUGUAUAGUGUGAUUUAUUUAUGUUGCGUAGUUAAGAGCAUGCUGUUCCUUUUCAGACUGUUGUGGUUUCAUUUUGUUGUCCCUCCUUGUGAACUGCUAUUAUGUAGACUGUGAUAUUCCGCUAGAAACAUUGAGGAACCAUUCAUGACGAAUGUUCCCUUCAACAUUUUCUCUUGUUAUCCUCUAUUUUGCGAUAAAUAAAUGUUAAACUACGAAACAAA
Molecule: messenger RNA, 4191 nt
Organism: Ostrea edulis (European flat oyster)
Lineage: Eukaryota; Metazoa; Mollusca; Bivalvia; Ostreida; Ostreidae
Product: WD repeat-containing protein 86-like
Exons: 4
Coding region: 261-1469 (402 amino acids)
Molecular function (GO): protein binding
Source: RefSeq, a predicted model, not a curated record